Scatophagus argus is the source of this 1962-nucleotide messenger RNA. RefSeq names its product phenylalanyl-tRNA synthetase subunit alpha (gene farsa). Lineage: Eukaryota; Metazoa; Chordata; Actinopteri; Scatophagidae. Gene Ontology annotation, biological process: phenylalanyl-tRNA aminoacylation. The record is from RefSeq and is a predicted model, not a curated record. The coding region runs from base 46 to 1539 and encodes 497 amino acids. The transcript is spliced from 13 exons. Gene Ontology annotation, cellular component: cytosol; phenylalanine-tRNA ligase complex; cytoplasm. Gene Ontology annotation, molecular function: phenylalanine-tRNA ligase activity; ATP binding; tRNA binding.
AACGACGUCACAUCCGGUCUCUUCUGUGCUUCGCAGGGAUCCAGCAUGGCGGACACCGGUGUGGUGGAGACACUUCUACGGCGGAUUGAGAAGGUGGACGAUGGCGUUGACAGCCUGGAAGUGGCGGCCAGCCUCGGGUUGGAGCACCAGGCUAUCGUCGGAGCCGUGAAAAGCCUGCAGAGUCUUGGCGAGGUAAUCUCUGCCGAGCUGCGCUCCUCUAAGCACUGGGAGCUGACGGGAGAGGGCACGGAGAUAGCCGACCAGGGCAGCCAUGAAGCCCGGGUCUUCAGCUCCAUCCCGCUGGAGGGUCUGGCACAAAGUGAGCUCAUGAAACUGUCCUUUGGGAAGAUCGGUUUCAGCAAAGCCAUGUCCAACAAGUGGGUCAGAGUGGACAAGACACACGAGGGCGGCCCGAGGAUAUUCAGGAUUGUGGAGAGCAUAGAUGACCAGGUCAGAGAGAAGCUGCUUCUCGUGAAAAAUGGCAAUGCAGCUAAACUGGAGGAGAAAGAAAAGAAUGAGCUGAAGAAGAGAAAACUGCUCUCUGAAGUGACGGUGAAGUCAUACUGGAUCACUAAGGGCAACUCCUUCAGCACCACCAUCACCAAACAGGAGACGGAGCUCACUCCUGAGAUGAUUGCCUCUGGCAGCUGGAAGGAGAAGAAAUUUAAGCCCUACAACUUUGAGGCCCUGGGCGUGGCCCCUGAGUGCGGCCACCUGCACCCGCUGAUGAAGGUGCGAACACAGUUCAGGCAAAUCUUCCUUGAAAUGGGCUUCACAGAGAUGCCGACCAACAACUUCAUAGAGAGCUCUUUCUGGAACUUUGACUCUCUGUUCCAGCCCCAGCAGCACCCGGCCAGAGACCAGCACGACACCUUCUUCCUGUCCGACCCAGCGCUCGCCCAUGAGUUCCCACAGGACUACCUGGAGAGAGUGAAGAAGGUCCACUCAGAGGGAGGCUUUGGCUCACAGGGGUACAAAUAUGACUGGAAGAUAGAGGAGGCUCAAAAGAACAUCCUCCGCACUCACACUACAGCCGUCAGUGCACGCAUGUUGUAUAAACUUGCACAGCAGGAGAAGUUCACCCCCGUCAAGUAUUUCUCCAUCGACCGGGUGUUCAGGAACGAGACCUUAGAUGCCACCCAUCUGGCCGAGUUCCACCAGAUAGAGGGUGUGGUGGCCGACUACGGACUCACGCUGGGAGACCUCAUGGGUGUCCUGCAUCAGUUCUUCACCAAACUAGGAAUUACCAAACUCCGCUUCAAGCCUGCCUACAACCCAUACACAGAGCCCAGCAUGGAAGUGUUCAGCUACCACGAAGGACUAAAAAAGUGGGUGGAAGUGGGAAACUCGGGGGUCUUCAGGCCAGAGAUGCUUUUGCCUAUGGGGCUUCCUAAGGAUGUGUCAGUCAUUGCUUGGGGACUUUCUCUGGAAAGGCCCACCAUGAUUAAAUACGGCAUCAACAACAUCAGAGAACUGGUGGGACACAAGGUGAACCUACAGAUGGUCUAUGACAGCCCCAUCUGUCGACUGGAGUCCUGAGGAUCACUCAGCCUUUGUCAUAAUUAUUAUUAUUAUUUUGAAUGGACCCAUUUUACUUUAAACAUUUCUUUUCUUUGAGAACCUGCCUUGAGAACGCCCUCCACCCUCUGGUCAUUCUUGCCAGUCCAAGCUCAACCAGCAAAACCAGCUGGUCUGAAAGCGGCUGUAGCAGGAAGAGGGUCUGUUUUUCCUCCAUCAGCACUUCAGACAGAUUUCUGUGAACUGUUUCUCAGAUAGCUUUAACACACAGGAGCAGCCUCUGCAUGAACUGCUGUUCUGCCGGGCACAACAUCAGUGGGAGUCUUGACUUUGUUACAUCAGCACCCUGCCACAGUUACUACAACAAAUGACCCAUUUGUAUAGAAAAAAAAUACUACUUUUGGAAUAUGACAGAGGUACAAUAAAAACAUUUUCCAAAUACCA